AUGUGUAUUGACACAGACAGUUUCUCUUGUGCUGUAGAAAAUGUUGCUGACAACACCAGCAAACCUCGGUUUGGAAACUUGACAGCCAAAAGUGGUUCAGCUUGUUACUCUUCAAUUACAAAUGACAAAAUGCUCCUUAGUGCUGAAAAAUCCAGUACACCUUCAUCUGAAACGAAAGGAUUGAAAUCCUCUUCACUUGUUCCGUCAUCUUCUUUGUGUGAUGAUUUGUGUAAAGGAUCGUUUUAUGAACCUGUGAAUAAACAGGCAGAGAAUCAACUAACAGAAAGUGCUAAUGCAGUAAGUUUGAUUCCUGAAAAUGAAGACGUUUACUUUAGCAUAGGAAGUAACCCAUCUGGAAAUUCUUCCUUUAAGAAGUUGGAAUGCAAGGAAACACAGGACUUGAAAUCCUUGCUAAUGCAGAAUGUGGUUUGUGAUUCUCUGAGUCCUGAAGACAGCAUUCCUCUUGUGUCCUCAAAUACUUCUGAUUGUAAUAGUAAUGCAAAUUUUUACAAUCCUCCGUGUUUAACAAGUGUUUUAGGAAAAUUGGCUCUUGAUAACGAAGUCAGUCGUACUGUAAAUAGAGAGAAUGAACUUCUUGAAAAUUUUUCUCCACUCGUGCAAAGUAGAAAACAAGCAAGCCCCUCUUCAGACUUGGCUACUUUGCCAGUGUUAAGGUCUGGAGGUACGUCAUUGGCUGACUUACUUCAGGAGCACCAGGAAAGCAGUGCUAGCCCCUGUUAUUCUUUGGCUGAUCUUUACACACAGUCAACAGCAAGUCUCACUGAUACGAACCUGGGAACCUCAUCGUUAUCACAACUAGUAAGUCAACCCCAAAGUUCAGGUGGGAUGCCAGAGCUAACAGGAUCUUUGUCUUCUCUUGCGCUCUCUAAAGUUUCUCCACUAAAGGAGGUUGAGAAUUUAUCUCUCUCGGAUUUAAUAGCAGAGACCAUUGAAAUAGAUAAAACUCAACAAAGGACGGACUUCCCCAUGCUCAAUAUAACUGAAUCGAGGCCCUCUAAAAGAACCAACAUUGAUUUAAGUGUCCUUGUAAAAAAUGCAGAUGUAUCUGCAGAACAAAAUGUGGUAGGACAGUCAAAUAUCUUAAGUCCUGAAACUAAACUUUCAAAAGAAAAACCAGGAAAAUGUUCUGGUUUUGCUAAAACAAAUAAAAAACCCAAAAGAGGGCUUACUCCUAAGAGGCAGGAUUUAUCCCGUUCAUGGAUGAAGGCACUGCGUGCAAGACCUUCAGCUUUUGCUUUAACCUUGUGUCUCCGUUAUCCUCCAAAAGGUUAUAAGCGGCACACAGUUGGUAUACAUAAAGCUUUCCUGUACAGUAGACAAGUACAAGAUGUAAAACCCAAGGAAACUGGUCCUGUAAUAGCCAUAACACCAUUUGACUUCAAAUCAGCAUCUCCUGAUGAUAUUGUGAAAGCUAACCAAAAAAGAGCUUUUACAAGAGAGUAG
Messenger RNA from Charadrius vociferus (killdeer), 1464 nucleotides. RefSeq lists its product as uncharacterized. The coding region runs from base 1 to 1464 and encodes 487 amino acids. The transcript has a single exon. NCBI's taxonomy places the organism in Eukaryota, Metazoa, Chordata, Aves, Charadriiformes, Charadriidae. The record is from RefSeq and is a predicted model, not a curated record.